Molecule: messenger RNA, 1279 nt
Organism: Aspergillus ochraceoroseus IBT 24754
Lineage: Eukaryota; Fungi; Ascomycota; Eurotiomycetes; Eurotiales; Aspergillaceae
Exons: 2
Coding region: 109-966 (285 amino acids)
Biological process (GO): spindle assembly
Cellular component (GO): cytosol; HAUS complex
Source: RefSeq, a predicted model, not a curated record
UCUACAUUUUAAAUUCAUUUCAGAGCUUGUACAUAUAUACCAAUUCGUUUCUAAAUUUAUUUGGUUCUUUGUCUCCUUUUUUGGGGCGAAACCAGAUUGCCAAUUCCGAUGGACAGCCCGCUUGUCUCCCCCGCAAAGGCGCGUCAAGCAGCUAUUCAGGCCAAAGACUGGGCCUACGUGAACUCAUGGCUAAGUCGCCAGUACGCGCCAAAUCCAGUGCCUAAAUUCGAGCGCAAUGAUGAUACUUUACGAACUCUUUUGGCUCUGGCAGCAGCCAACGAUGCAGCGGACGAGGAAGCAACGCUAAUUCAGCACGCUCGUGAACAAACCAUCAGAGGCUUUAAAGCUCGAGAAAACACGGAAAAUAAGCAGAAGGUGGAGAUAUUGGAUGAAGUCGAGCAUUGUCUAGAUGAGGAUGGCACUCGAAAUCUGGAGGAUUUGGCAGAGACGGUUGUCCUAUUGAGUUCGUUAGAAACGAGUACGAAGGAGAUCGGCCAGUCAAUCAUUGAGCUAACGAGGGAAGAGUUCAAUAUCAAAGAGCAAAUGACGCGCGUGGAGAUGUUGCAUGACUAUCUGAAAAGAGAGCUUGCAACUCUACGGGAACAGCUCGAAGAUUUCAGGUCAAACCCGGCCUUUGAAACGCCUGCCAAUCUUCCUACGCUUACGUCUGAGUGGACGAGAAGCACUAAAUUACUUACUCCCAAGGUUGGCGAAUAUCAAGAUCGGGUGGCUGCAUCGGAGCGAACUAAGAAUAAAGGAGCCACCCUUGAGGAUGUCAUGGCGGACGAAGAGGAGGUCAGCCGAAUGAUAGAAUCGGUCAAGGGGCUCGAGAGUAGGGUCAACAUGUUCCAUGAUCUCCCCAGAGAUCUAGCCGGGGCUCGUGCCAAGUACCGAGAACUUGAAGCGGAACUGAACAAACUCACCCGGAAGCGAGACUCUAUGUUUGAAGGACUAGUAGAGCGGUAGUACGUUCUGCGAUUUACAACAGAGCAGAGAGACGUAUCGUCAACUCGUCAUAACACGAUCAUAAAACGGAAAUCAUAUUCAAAGCGACAACCCGAAUCCAGUCAGGCGCAGGCAAUCUAGUGGUCACCGAGGCCAACAGCGUUCUUGAUCUUGUCGGCACUGCCUGGCUGUCAGAGCUAUGAUCGUGGGAGAAAACCAUCAACGAGUACUUACAUGGACUGGCCGGCACCGCCAUUGUGGUUGUCAUGAGCACGCUGGCCCUUGUCGAAGGCCUGUUGGGCAGCACCCUUCUGGUCAUCGGGCUGCAGGCCAC